AUGUUGCUUCGAGCUGAGAAUCCCCUCAAUCUUGGACAUGCCAUUUUGGCGGAAGGAAACCACCCAGUGCUUCAUCGGCUGAGCCGUGAGGUGAUUGAAGAAGACACCGAACUUCACACAAGCUCGGCCUGGAUCGCUAGCUCAUCCCAACCGUGCCAGCAACACCGUCUGGGCCCCAGCCUCCUCGCUCGAGUCAACUUGCUCGCCACAAAAGAAAAACGGCAUCGAACCCCAUCAAAAACGACCAGCAUCCCGAGCCGACUCUUGACCUCGAGUGCUGCAGCCUGGCUCGUCGGCCCUCUCCCAGCGUUCGCGACAGCGACAAUGGGCCAUCCAAAUCCCACCGCGCACUCCACCUCCUCGGCAGGUUUUGUCUUGAUUGACUCUUGCAUCCAAAACUAA
This is a messenger RNA of Puccinia triticina, 402 nucleotides long. RefSeq lists its product as uncharacterized. The transcript has a single exon. Lineage: Eukaryota; Fungi; Basidiomycota; Pucciniomycetes; Pucciniales; Pucciniaceae. The record is from RefSeq and is a predicted model, not a curated record. The coding region runs from base 1 to 402 and encodes 133 amino acids.